This is a messenger RNA of Limulus polyphemus (Atlantic horseshoe crab), 1100 nucleotides long. RefSeq names its product Down syndrome cell adhesion molecule-like protein Dscam2. The transcript is spliced from 6 exons. The record is from RefSeq and is a predicted model, not a curated record. Lineage: Eukaryota; Metazoa; Arthropoda; Merostomata; Xiphosura; Limulidae. Gene Ontology annotation, molecular function: protein binding. The coding region runs from base 267 to 1100 and encodes 277 amino acids.
CAUGGGAUGAAUCAACGGACGUCAUAUCUCUGGACAGUACUGCCAAUCAGUAUACUGUCCAGGAUCUUUCUUCACUGACCUUGUACAACUUUCGAGUACGUGCACAAAAUACUCUUGGACCAGGUGAUUCCAGUAAUAUAAUUAACGUCACAACCGACAGCGAACCCCCAGAAGCGAUUCCACAAGAAGUGAACUUUACGCCCACCAGUUCUCGGUCAAUACGUGUUGAAUGGAAGGCACCCGUCUCGAAAGAUAGCCAUCGUAUAAUGGGCUACUACGUGGGAUACCGUCGAAGAGAUCAUGAGAAAACGUUCUCUUACAAAACAGUUGCUGCUACCAUGGAAACAGAUUAUCACUGCGACAUCACCCAGCUUGAUAGGUCCACUGUAUAUGACGUCAUUGUUCAAGCUUUUAACGACAAAGGUUCAGGUCCUGCGACAGAUGUCAAGUCAGUGGAAACUUUGAAGCACGAUCCACCUGACCCUCCGAUUCUCCGAGUUGUCACAUCAACCACCACAUCUGUAUAUCUCAAUUGGGAACAAAAAGAAACAGAUACUUCAAUUCAGUUGUACAUCCUAUACAGAAGCACGGAACACGACUGGGAAGAGAUUCGGUUGCCUGGCAACAAGAAAAGUUAUACCUUUCAUGAUCUACAUUGUGGAACAAGAUAUCAGUUUUAUAUUGUAGCUCACAACAGCGCCGGAAAGGGCACACCGAGUGACGUCAUAUCCGCUAAAACUUAUGGCACAGCACCACAAGCACCGGAAAAACAUUCCCUUCUCUCAGUCAACGCUACUUAUAUAGUUAUUCACUUGACCGCUUGGUGGAGCGGUGGAUGCCCAAUUCUUCACUUUAUCAUUCAAUAUAAGCAGAGGGAGAGCCAGGAAUGGGUUUUGUUGUCCAACAGCAUCCUACUGAACCAAAAGUCUAUCUCCAUCACAGACCUUCUACCAGCCACCUGGUACACCCUUCUGAUGACAGCAACCAACGAGGCAGGAAGCACAGAAGCCGAAUACGUUUUGGCUACUUUAACCAGUACCGGAGGUAAUGGAUUAACCAAUAGUUCUUUUUUUUCUUGGUCGUUGUCACUUAGACCUUAA